AUGAAAUCAUCGUGUCCAACCUCGACAUCAGCCCUCCUCCUCCUCCUCUCACUCCUUGCCUAUUGUAUAGCUCAGUCGACGAACUCGAGCUUCCCCAAACGGGGUCUCUGCUACAUUGGAACUGACAACUCCGAAUCCGAUGCCUCGAUCUUCACCCACCGGAACAGUCCCCUGACGUGGUACUACAACUACAGUCCGUGGCCAGGGCCCGGCUCCUCGCUCACGCGGUGGACGACCGAAUUCGUGCCGAUGGUCCACUCGGCCUCGGACGCCGUCGCCGCGGUCGACACCAUACAGGGCAUCUUGAACGGGUCACUGAGGGUGCCCGUGGCAUCAACUCCCAGCCGACGCGGGAACCACAUCCAGCACGUGCUCACGUUCAACGAACCCGACGGCGACACCUCGUCGGGAGGGUCCGACUCGUCACCCUCGCACGCCGCGCAAGUCUGGCUCGACACCGUCGCCCCGCUCCGCGGGCCGCCGUACAAUCUGAGGGUGUCGCUGCCCGCGACCACGGGCUCGCCCCGCGGCCUCGAGUGGCUGAGGGACUUCAACGCGUCGUGCUACCGCCUCAACCGCACGGCCGGGUGUGCCUUCGACUUCGUGGCCGCGCACUGGUACGGCGAUUUCGUCGGCUUGAGCUCCUGGCUGGGCCAGCUCCGCGAAAUCUACCCGGCCAAACCGAUCUGGGUGACCGAGUUUGCCAUCCCCAGUGUGUCGGACGAGGAGACGGAGGCGUUUAUGAACCAGUCGCUGCCGUACCUCGAUAGCUUGGAUUACGUCGACCGGUAUGCUUGGUUCGGCGCGUUCAGGCAGAGCGAUGCGAAUGAGUGGACCGGGGACGGGGUCAGUCUGUUCGAUCGCGACGGAGAUCUGACUGAGCUGGGGGCUGUGUGGAUGGGUGGGGAGCAGAACGCGUUCGAGGAGGGGACGAGUGCAGGUAACGAUGGCGGUGAUGAUAAUGGUGGCGGUGGCGUGGUGAGGUGGGAUGGUCGGUUAUUGGUGCUAUGCUUGGUGAUAGGCAUCAUAGCGUAUAUAUGGUGA
This is a messenger RNA of Cladophialophora carrionii CBS 160.54, 1044 nucleotides long. RefSeq lists its product as uncharacterized. Gene Ontology annotation, biological process: fungal-type cell wall polysaccharide metabolic process. Lineage: Eukaryota; Fungi; Ascomycota; Eurotiomycetes; Chaetothyriales; Herpotrichiellaceae. The record is from RefSeq and is a predicted model, not a curated record. Gene Ontology annotation, cellular component: fungal-type cell wall. The transcript has a single exon. The coding region runs from base 1 to 1044 and encodes 347 amino acids.